AUGUUAAGAGUAGAAACAAAAACAUGGACUCGUGAUAGUCAUGAUCUAUUUGAUUAUGAAGCCCAACAAGUAAAUAAAAAAAGUUUUUUAAUAUCUACGGCAAUAAAACUUUUUCGUUCAAAAGCUCAAGUAUCUUGUGUAGCUGACUCUCCAGAAUGUUUGCCUAAUACAACUCAGGAUUAUCUUUUAUCUGUUAGACCUCAAGAAGAUAAAUAUGUUAUAACUCCAGCUGAACAUUCAUUAAGCAACCAAUACAAUAUAAAAAAAUUGUGGAUAAUUGUUAAAGAUCUUCCUGAAAAAUAUUACGCUUUACAUGAAAAUGAUAUUAUAAAAUUAGGACGUUUUCGAUUAAAGGUAAGACAAUUUAUUGAAUCAGUAGACACAUUAAAUACGUUGAAAUUAGAUGACUGCCCUUCAAAAAAAUGUGAAACUAUUUUAGAUUCUUCUAAUAUUCAAUGUCGAAUUUGUUUAAUUGAAGGGAAUCAAGAAAAUGAUCCCUUAAUUUGUCCAUGUGAUUGUAAAGGUUCCAUUAAGUAUGCACAUUUAUUGUGUUUAAGAAAAUGGAUUAAUGGUAGAUUAAAUUUAAAUGAUCAAUUAUUUUCUGGAUCAGUUUUUAUUAAGGAUAUUUGUUGUGAAUUAUGUAAAUCUAAAUAUCCGAAAAGUAUUAAACAAAAUGAGGAGUUAGUACAAUUAGUAAAGAUACCUAAUUUGAAAACACCAUUAAUUGUCUUAGAUAAUAUUAUUGGGCAAACUAGUAAAGGAGUACAUUUAAUAAGUUUUGCCGAUAAAAAAUAUUUAAAAUUAGGAAGAGGACACGAAUCAGAUGUUCGUAUCCCUGAUGUUUCUAUUUCCAGAUACCAUGCAACAAUAAAAUAUGAAAAAGGUUUAUUUAAAUUAGAAGAUCAUAAUUCCAAAUUUGGUACCUUAGUAGCCCUAAGAAAAGCAAGAGAAAUAUUUCCUAAAGAUACUAUGUCUUUACAGGUAGGUAGAAGUGUAGUUCAUUUUAAAAUGGAUGAAGAAAUUCCAUUUAAAAGUGGAAUUAUUGAUAUUAUUGAAAAUAAAGAAGUUCUUGAUUCUUCUGAAGCACCUACAAAUGAUAAAAGUACUGUAAAUUCUGCACCACCAGUAAAUACAACAAGUAACACAGAUGAAACUAAUAAUAGAAAUAAUUUUGAAAGAAAUCAAUUUCUGGAUAUUACAAACGCAUCCAAUUCAUUGCAAAACUCGUAUUCUCCAUAUAGAGUUGACAAUUUAAUGUCUUUAUUAAAUUACCAAAAUGAGUAUCGAAUUUUUGGUAUUAGAAAUUGUUAUAAUUUGAUGGAAAAUCGAAAUAAUCAGCAACUCAUCCCACAAAUGAAUUUCGUAUCAGGUGCUAAUAUAGACAUGAACAAUGAUGAAAUAAAUAAUGAUCAAGAUUUAUUACAUCAUCGUGAUACUCAUAUACACGCAAAUGUCGAUGAAGUUGCUCAUAAUGAUUGUGAAGAAACUCAACAACCUCGUGAUAUAUCUAAUCAAAGUAAUGACGAUAAUAAUGAUGAUGAAGAAGAAAACCAUGUGAAUGAUGAAAAUGAUGAUGACGAGGAUAAUAAUGAUAAUGACCACAACAAUAAUAACAAUAAUGGUGGUGGUAGUAGUAGUGGUUCCUCGGAUAAUAAUAAUAAUAAUAGAGGAGGUAAUAAUAAUAACCAAUAUUAUGGUAAUAAUAAUAAUAACAAUAAUAAUAAUAGUAAUAAUAGUAAUAAUAAUAAUAAUAAUAAUAAUAAUAAUAGUAAUAAUAAUAGUAAUAAUAAUAAUAAUAAUAGUUAUAAUAAUAACUGUAAUGAUCGUACAUAUUAUUCUGCUUUAUCUAGCAAAUCUAAGAACAAUACUAUUAAGAAUUAUAAUAAAUUUAAUAAUAUACAUAUUGGUAAUUUACCCCUCGAUCUUUCUAAUAUAUACGAAUCAAAUAAUAAUCAAAAAGAUAUUGUCCCCAAUAGUGAUUUUAUUGAAAAUGGUUUUACGCCAUAUUCUAUUAGAAAAAAUAAACUAUCAUAUAAUAAAGAUUUAUUAAAACAAACAAAAAACUACAAAGAUGUGGAUGAAACUAAUGAAAAAUUUUUAUCCAACAACGAAAAUAAAUAUGAGAAAGAAGCACUUUCAAAUCAUAAUAAAAAUGAAAUAUACACAAAUUAUAAUUUGGAUGAAAAUAAUUCUUCUUUUUUCUUUUCGAAUAUGAAAACUCCAUCUUUAGUUGAUUUUUGUAAAUACGAUAAUUCUUCCCCACUUUCUUAUAACAACAAUAAAACUAAAAUUGAUGAGGGUGACAAGAAUGGUAGUCUUGUUAAAGAAUAUAACAAUCAUAACAAAUUUAAUAAAAAUUCUUCUUCUUCGAAUAUAUACCACAAGAAUAAUUAUCUUACUAUUAAUAGUAAUAACCAUGUGGACGCUAUUGUAAAAAAAGAUCAACAUUUUAUUAAUAGCAAAUCUUUAGAGGAUAAUGAUGAAUAUAAUACAAAUGAUCAAAUAACAACAAGAUCAUCAUUAAAUUGUAAUAAAAUGAAUAUAUCAAAUGAUAGAAAAGAUAUAGCUCCUUUUAAUAAUUUUUCAUCAUGCAUCUCAAACGAGAGUAAUAUAAAUGCGCAUAAUAUCUAUGAAUUAUAUAAUACUGAAAUAAUACAUUAUGUGUACCCUAAUCAAAAUGUACAAGGUGAUAAUAAUUGUAGUACACCAAGAAAAUAUAUGAGGUAUGAAAAUAAUUCCACAGAUGAUAUGAAUACUAAAUUUAAUGAAAUUAAUACACACAAUGUUGAUAAAAAGUUAUUUAAAGAUACGCCAACUAGGAAAUAUUCUUGUACUAAAAUGAAUAAAAUGAAUGAAGAUAAUUAUUUGAACAAUGAAUAUAAUAGUAAUAAUAAUAAUAAUAAUAAUAAUUUGUCUGGAUCCGUGAAUUGUAGAGAGAGAAAUACCACAUAUAAUAAUACAAUUGAAAAUUGUUCAUAUGAUAACAAAAUGGUUAUGGGAAAUAAAUUAAAAAAAAAUUAUAAGUCCAAUUCAUGUGAGGAAAUAAAUACAUGCAAUAAAAAGAUGAAAAAAAACAUGACAGAAGAAAUUAUUCAAAACAAGGAUAAUAUUUUAAAUGUAGAACAAUGUUUAGAGAGAAGCAUAUAUAAUAAUAAUAUUGAAAUUGAUUUAAAUGAAAAGUCAUCAAAUAAUUUAUAUCAAAAUUUUAAAAGUGCUGUUUUUAAAAAAAGAAUGAUUGGAAGUCCCUACACAAAUAUUAAUACAUAUAAAAAUGAUAUACCUAAUGAAUCAUUUAAUUUUAAUUUGAAAGAAAAAUCAUAUAAUGAAUUGGAAACUUACCAUAGUUUGCCUAAUGUAAAUAUGAAUAGUAAUAAUAUAUUAAAUAAGUUUAAUGAUCAUAAAAAAUAUUCCAAUAAUAAUAUUAAUAAUAAUAGAACAUACCAAUUUAAUAAUAAACAUCCCACAGGUAUAAGUACAUCCAAAUUUAAUAGAGUACAUCAGUUGAAUGGAAAGGAGGAUUAUAUAUGUACCUCAAAUUAUGCCUUGCAUGAACCGGGUGAUGUUCAUAAUAAGAAUGAAGAUAGUAACCACGAUGUUGAACAUAUAACUUCAUCUGAUUGUAGAGGAACAUCUAUUGGGCAACAUGUUGUUCUACUAAAUGAAGGAAUAAAGAAUAAUGAUAAAAUAUUUAGUGAUUAUAAUAUGGAAAAUGAUAUGAACGAAAAAUAUAAAAAUGUUAAAAAUAAUAAACAUCGCUUAUACAGUUAUGAUUCCUUAUCAUAUAAAAGACAUAUGAAUAACAUUAAAAUAGAUAAUAAUGAUGAUUAUUCCAAGAAUAAAUGUAACAAUGGAUCUUUAAAAAAUAAAAAUAUAGGUAAACAUUCUAAUUAUAAUUUUGAAAAAGAUUCAACAGAUCUCACCCUUACCCAUGUUGAUACUAGUAGUUCCCAUUUAGAUCAUUUUGUAAGUGAAAGCAAAAAAGAAAUGAAGUUUAUUCAUAGAAGUAUAUCAAUGGUAACUAUACAAGUUGAAGAUAAUGAAAUCGUAAAUAAUUUCCAAGAGGAAAAUAAUAACAAUUUAAACAUAUAUAAUGGCUCCAAAUUAAAGAACAAAUUUUCUUGCCCAGAUGAUAAAGGUACUCUAUUAAAAUAUAAAAAUAUAACAUCUACAAAUUAUGAUUUUAAAUAUAACAAUUUAUUUUGCAUGAAAAGUAAUAAUACAAGUAAUCAUAACAUUUAUUUAAACCAAAAAAAAAAAAGAUGUACAGCAAAAUAUUAA
Molecule: messenger RNA, 4278 nt
Organism: Plasmodium reichenowi
Lineage: Eukaryota; Apicomplexa; Aconoidasida; Haemosporida; Plasmodiidae
Product: conserved protein, unknown function
Exons: 3
Coding region: 1-4278 (1425 amino acids)
Molecular function (GO): zinc ion binding; protein binding
Source: RefSeq, a predicted model, not a curated record